CUCCUUCGUCGUGCAGAAAUAAGAAGAGUCAAAACAAAACACAAAUCUCCUUUUUCUCUGCCCGCCGCUCACCCGGAACCUCCCCGUCGCCGCCGAUCUACCGGAGCCUCCGCACCUCCGCUCGUCUCCCCGCUGAUAUCCUCCUCCUCCUCCUCCUCGCCGGAGACAACAUGUCGACGCUUGCCGCGGCGAGGGCCGACAACUUCUACUACCCGCCCGAAUGGAGCCCGAAGAAGGGUGGGCUGAACAAGUUCCACGGCCAACAUGCCCUCAGGGAGCGGGCCAGGAAGCUGGAUCAGGGCAUCCUGAUUAUAAGAUUCGAGAUGCCUUUCAAUGUCUGGUGUGGUGGAUGCAGUUCCAUGAUAGGGAAGGGAGUAAGGUUUAAUGCUGAAAAGAAACAAGUUGGAAAUUACUACUCUACCAAGAUAUGGAGCUUCAGUAUGAAAUCACCAUGUUGCCAGCAUGAGAUAGUCAUACAUACGGACCCGAAGAAUACUGAGUAUGUUAUAAUCAGUGGGGCUCAGCGGAAGACUGAAGAUUUCGAUGUUGAAGAUGCAGAGACGCUCCUGCUCCCUGCUGAUGAAGAAAGAGACAAGCUUGCGGAUCCCAUGUAUAAGCUUGAACACCAGGGAGAGGAUAUUCGGAAGAAGAAAGAAGAGGAGCCUGUUUUAGUUCGGCUUCAACGCCUCUCUGAUAGCCGUCAUUCUGAUGAUUAUUCCCUGAACAGAACCCUCCGCGACCGCCUUAGGAGCCAAAAGAAGAGAGUUGCUGAAGAGAAGAAAUCAGCGAGGAAGAUGGGGCUCGGAGUACGCCUUCUGCCACCCUCCGCAGAGGAUGCCGCCGCUGCAGCUCGUGUGAGGUUCGCCUCAAAUUUCGAGAAGAACAGAAAGGACAAGAGAGCAGCGAUCAAGGCCGCCUCCAUCUUCCCGGAGCCAUCAGGCUCAGCUUCGAAAGACAAGCUAGACCUGGCGCUGAAGAGGCGGAAUAUAAAAGCUAGUGCAGCAUCAGCGCUGAUGGCGGGCAGGGCAAAGCCGUCGUCAUGGUCGACGCAGAGCGCCGGUUCUGGAAGUGCAAGGACUGCUGUGCCGAUAUUGGCAAGGCGCAAGUAGAGCCACCCUGAGUUGUGCUUGCGCAAUCAAGCAAGAGAAUCUUUGUGACCUUGUCCAGUCUGUUGCUCUGUAAAACUCAUGUAUACGUGUAUCUUGUGUAGUAUUGUUCUAGCCUUCUACUGUAACAUAUCAUGAGAAACUGAUUUUGCCUAAGAUAGCCAUUGAAUUCAGUUCGAGGGGCAAACGAUGAUCUUGGUCGGCUAAAGUGUCUACAUCAAUGGAAAACAGCCUAGUUUUUUCUCGUA
Messenger RNA from Aegilops tauschii subsp. strangulata, 1354 nucleotides. RefSeq lists its product as uncharacterized. Gene Ontology annotation, biological process: mRNA splicing, via spliceosome. Gene Ontology annotation, cellular component: post-mRNA release spliceosomal complex; U2-type spliceosomal complex. The record is from RefSeq and is a predicted model, not a curated record. Lineage: Eukaryota; Viridiplantae; Streptophyta; Magnoliopsida; Poales; Poaceae.